Molecule: messenger RNA, 5953 nt
Organism: Cottoperca gobio
Lineage: Eukaryota; Metazoa; Chordata; Actinopteri; Perciformes; Bovichtidae
Gene: septin12
Product: septin 12
Exons: 10
Coding region: 10-2391 (793 amino acids)
Molecular function (GO): GTP binding
Source: RefSeq, a predicted model, not a curated record
UUUACUAAAAUGGGGUCAUAUAUCAGCCCUCAACCUCAGGGGGGGUACCACCGAACCCAGCCCCAGCUCCCACAGCAGCACAAAGAGAGAGGUGCCAACUUGGAAAGCAACCACAACCUGAAUAAGUUUUCCUCCCAUGGUAGUGUUUUCCACUCAGAGAUGGACCAGGGGCCAGGGAUGAGGCUGGGUGUUCCAGAGCCUCGGGCGAUGAAUCAUGGCUCCAUGCCCAGCCUAGACCUCCAAAUUUGUGAUGGAGGAGGAGGAAUGGUCAGUAUGCCAAGAGGUGGAGGUGGAGGUGGAGGCAGGAUGUCUCCAGGGUUGAGGUAUGCCAAUGCUAAUGCUAACUGGAGUGGUCGUCUUCAUAGUGCCAGUUCCUUUGGGGAGGAGGGCUACUGUGGCCCAAAACAACACUACCAGCAGCAAGGGCCCCAGGUCCUCAAGGCUCCCCAGCCAAAGGCCAAAGAGACUUCACGUCUCAACAAGUUUCCCUUGGAUCUAGACAGCUUGGUAUGCAGCACCUCGACCACGUCUUACACCAUGGCUGAAGGAGGAUCAAUGAGCCCCAACCCCCCCAAGCCUCCGCCAAGGAGCACAGGAGGCCUCCAGCACCACACCAGCCCGCCAUCUACCUUGGCCAGUCCCUCAGCCUCUCUUAGCAGCCUUGACAGUUCCUCUGACACCCCAUCCCUCUCCCUCCACAAUCCCUUUUUGCCUUUCUCCCCAAGUUCUCAAACUCACUCGCAGAGUUCCAUCCCUAUCCCUGAGAUGAGUUCCCCGGUGACCCUUUCUCCAGGCCACAGCCCCAAGCUGGAGAUUCUCUCAGGGUCCCAAGUUGUCCAGGUAGUCCCCAAUCUAACUAACCCUUCCAGCUCCUCCACCCCCAGAGCCAUUUUGUCUGAGGAGGAUGGCCCAGGUGAUGCCAGAGAUAGUGUAGGUUCAAUCUUGCAGAGGAUUGCUUCCUUCUCCCAGCAUGUCGUUACUGACAGCACCCCAGCAACUGUGACCCAGCCCCCUACAGUCCAAAGCAAUGGUGGGUUAUCUUCUGAAUCUGGGUGUCCUGCUGACACCACGCUCAUGCCUCCAUGGAAACAGGGAAAGAAGAAAGAAACUGCUGGAGUGCUGGAGACGGACCCGCUCAGCCCAAUGGAGGAGAGAGAGGAGAGAGGCAUCAUGGGACAAGAGCGUGAAGAUGAGGGCAAGUGCCAAGGACAACCAGCCAACAUGGACACCCAGAACUCCAUGACAGAAACAGAGGAGAACUGUGUAGAGGUCUGUACCGAGAUGGAGGAGAAGGGGAAGGAGAAGGGCAUGGAGGAAAGAGAACUGAAGAAAGAGAUGGAGAUGAAGCUGGACGCAGAGGUGAAGAUGGAGCUGUGCCCGUCUGUGCCAGGCCUGCAGAUGAGCUUCAUCCGUGGCACUGACCUGUUUGGCUAUGUGGGCAUUGAGGCAGUGCUGGACCAGAUGAGGCGCAAGACCAUGAAGGCCGGCCUCGAGUUCAACAUCAUGGUGGUUGGUCAGAGUGGUUUGGGGAAGUCCACGCUGGUCAACACUUUGUUCAAGUCCAAAGUCAGCCGGAAGUCAUGUACGCCCAACUACGAAGAGAAGAUCUCCAAAACAGUCAAACUGCAUUCAGUCAGCCACGUGAUUGAGGAGAAGGGGGUGAGGAUGAAGCUCACAGUGAUUGACACUCCAGGAUUUGGAGACCAGAUCAACAACGAGAACUGCUGGGAGCCCAUAGUGAAGCACGUCAACGAGCAGUAUGAGAAAUACCUGAGAGAAGAGCUGCAUAUCAACCGCAAGAGGAGAAUCCCAGACAGCAGAGUCCACUGCUGCAUCUACUUCCUCCCUGCCACCGGACACAGGUUACGCCCCAUCGAUGUUGAGUUCAUGAAGAGGUUGGGAAAGAUAGUGAGCAUCGUACCUGUCAUUGCCAAAGCCGACACACUCACCAUUGAGGAAAGACAGGAGUUCAAAGAGAGGAUAAGGCAAGACUUAGCAGCCAAUGGGAUUCGUGUUUACCCUCAGAAAGAGUUCGAUGAGGAUCCAGAGGAACGCUUCCUUAACGACCGGAUCAGGGAAAGCAUUCCCUUUGCUGUGGUGGGAACGGACAAGGAGCACCAGGUGAAUGGAAACAAGGUCCUGGGACGUAAAACAAAGUGGGGAAUCAUUGAAGUUGAAAAUGUGGCACACUGUGAGUUUGCCAACCUGAGGGAUCUACUCAUCAGGUCUCACCUGCAGGACCUGAAAGACGUGACACACAACAUCCACUAUGAGACGUACCGGGUGCGACGGCUCAACGAGAGCAACAUGACCUUCAGUGAGCUGGGACUGUCCACCUGGCCGCUGGAGAACGGGACUGCUGACAAAUGCGAAUCAGAGAGUCACCUCUGAUCCCUCCAUCAGCCUCCUUCUUCCUGCACCUGCCAGAGGAAUGCUGAUGCUCCUCAUCCAAUCAGAAUGAGAGAUGUGAAAAAAAAGCUAUGUUUCUAUAUUUCUUUUUUUUCCCCACAUAAAAAAUGAGAUGAAGAAUAAUUUUUUCUUUCUUUCAGUAUGGGACAAACUAGUGGAUUGUUUUUAAAUGAGAAAUUAUGUUUGAGUUUUUACUCGUGCAUCAAAUAUGGAUACAUGUGAAACAAAUGUGAGCUCAUAUUUUCUGGAAGGAUGUUGACAUAUACAGGGCGGAGAGGAAACUUAAACAUACAGCUCCCAUGGUUAUCGGCUAUAUAACUUGUACACUAUAUCACCAAAAGUAUGUGUACAGCUUAGGCCUUAUCACCCAACCUCGGUGUUGGAAAGCCUGAAACAGAAUAGUGGAUGCUGUUAGAGCAGCACAUCAAUGCACAUAGUGUCAGCAUCACAACUAUGGCAUACUUUCUACAGGUGUCCGCAAAUGUUUGGCAAUGCAGUCAUUCUUGCUUAGGUCAAAUGUCCUCUGAGAAAGUUGAACAUGCUGUUUAUAUGUUGAACUUGUUUAAGAUACUUUCUAUAAAGCUUGAAGGCCACAUUCAAGUGCCAAAUCAACAGAGACGUGCUUACUUUGUCCAUCAUCUUUCUCUUUCAUAGAGUAACUUCUCGUAACGGACUUCUAUCUAUUACCUGACACAGAUAGAAUACACAUAGUCAUUAUGUCAUUGGUUGAGUACAUAAUGCUUAAUGCUAGUGGAAGUAUUUACUUCACAGUCUUGCUCAGUACUCCACCCAGUGGAUACAGCAGACACAAGGACUUCUUUUGAGAUGUGUGUGGAGGAAAAGGAAGGAAAAACUAAUAAGUCGUUAAGUUAAACAAGUUUUAUGUUCAGUAUGAUAUCAAAUUGUUGAAGGUGUGGUCACUGACUUUGCAAGAUCGUGAUCCAGUCUCCUUUUCACAUGUCACUGAGCCAGAUGAGGUGUAAGAUAGGAUAGUUGAUGUGCGAAAUAUAACCUACCAUUUCUAUAAUUAGUGAUUCAUUAAUUAGCUCUGCAGCUCUGUAGUUCUGCAGCUCUGCAGUCCUAAGCCAGAGAAAACUUUAUUCCGUUCAUUACUCAUUAACAACAACGGGCAUUAAUAGAAAACAAUUGUCAGAAUUUUCAUUUCAUUUCACCAAUAUUGCCAAAUGGAAUUCAGGGAUAGAUUGAUUCACUUUUUCAUUUACAUUGUGUGCGAGGCUGCUGCACUUCUGAAGAUUCACAGUAUUGUUUCCAUGUGAGUUUCUUGCUAAACCAAUUUAUAAAUUCCAUAUGCUUUUGUACAAAAGGCGUUCAUAUUGCACUUCCAACAUAGUAAAUCACACCUUGACAGCACCAAUGUACCACAGUAAAAAAAAAACACAGAAUAGUUUAGAAAGAAAUCAAGAUAACUACACUGAGGCCUUCUUUAGGACACUAUAUGAAAACAUAAAAAUAUUAACAAUAAGCCUCAGUGACCUAGGGCUGGGGUUGCUGCAGCACCCUCAGCAACUCUACUCCUCUCCGUUAUGGCUGCGCUUGAUUAGCCCGGCUCGCAGCAGGCAAUGUUAAAAUGCCUUUGCAGAUGUAGACAGAGGGACGUCUUCAGCGGCAUUAACCAUUUGUACAGUUCAUCACGUCCCGUCUCUCUCUGUGAAGGCAGGCGUUUCACCCUCCAGAACAGGCACACAUGCUCUGCCUUUAGAUGUGUUCAGAUGACAAGUCGUUGAUGUAUUUGCCUUCCCGCCUAAACCCCACUCCUCUGUUACAUUUUUUAAAAUAUGCUGGCAAAGGAGAUUCCUAGUACCCUUUAAAGACGGCCCUCUCUGCUGGGUGUGGUCACAGGUGUGCUCUGUUGCACCUGUGAGCACACCUAACAGCGAUGUCAUUGUGUGCUGUUCCACCCUGGAGUACACUUAUACAUCACUGCUGCAUGGUGAGGAGUCAAUCCACAGCAGAAAAAAGAUUGUCAGCUGUUGUUAACACAUUUUGACAAACGAGAAAAAUGUGCCUUCGUGCCAUCAUCACAAGGUGUGUAGUUGGAUGGUUUGACCAAUUACUCCACUUGGGGUUAGCAGGGUAAAGCUUCUUUCUGUCACUUAUUCAGUGUUUGAGUGUAGCUGAUCACACACUCUGACCACAUUAGUGUGAGUCACUUCAUCGUCCUGCUGCUGUCCCUCCGUAUUGUUCAGUCGGCUGCAGUAUUCUCUGUAAUAAUUGAACUGUGAUGUACUGUAUGUAACGGCCUCUUGUUUUCUGCCGGCCAACAUUAACACAGAGAGAUAAGUAUUAACUGAUUGUGAUUGAGUGACAAUUUGCAUGAUAUUAAUUUAGUAAUUUCCCUUCUUCAGUUCCUGCAUUUAUUAUUCAGAUACUCCAAAGAUCAUUUGUAUCCAAGGAAAGCUGUUCAAGCGUGCUUUCUCUGUUUCACAUUGAACCUUCAUGAUGGCUGCACUGCUCUACUGGGGGCCACUGAGCAGCUGGAGCUGGAUUGUAUGUACAAGGUAUCAAGUCAGACCAUCUGUGCCUUUUUGCCAUCAUGCGUGAUGAAAAUAAUAUAAUUUUCCUCGCUGGCUUAGUACCCAACUUUGCGGCUGCAGACCAGCUCCGGCCUUAAGAAAACAAUAUCAGAUUUGACUAAAUGACAUAUCCUUAUAGUCUGUUAGAUUCUAAACAUGGCACAGUCAUUGUGUUGGCUCUUAUUUUCAUAUUUCAUAUGUUGCAAGUAGAUGUGCCUGUCCAGUGGGAGGAGCAAACGAGACUGUGAGUGUAGACACCCCAUGGCAUAAUUCGCCUUUAGCCUCUAAUGGUCAGCAAUAGAUGAAAUAAAGCAAAUAUAGCUUUGUGUCUAUGAACAUGAAAGUACGGACUGGCUUCAGGUCUUAGCUUUAUGCUUGUGCAGCAAGCUAGCUAUCAUGACUUUAGAUGAAACCAUUGAAAGUUUCUAAAAAGGUUUGUAAUAAAGGCAGGUGUUCUAUAAUGUUCUGAAUGUUUAAUGCUGUUAUUCAUUUGAUUAUUUACAUCUGUACUUUUUCUACUGUGACGUCAUAAUCUCCUCUGUGAAAAAGGUCUAUCAGCUACUCGUGUAGCGACAUUACUCCUGUCAGAUUUGAAUUUUCCACAAUGGCUUUUGAAAUGCUAAAAUGAUUGUUAAUGUUAAAAUGGCAAAGCAUGCUCAGCUGUCUUUCCAUGGGUGAAUGAAGAUGAAGGGACUACUUUCUGUAACUUAACUUCACAUAAUGUGGAGUGAGAGUAGGCACCAUGCUAAUAUGUUAGCAUACACAGUUACACUGUUAUCCAAAAUGUCAGUUACCAUCCAAUGAUUGUGCACACACAUCAUGUCAGACUGUCCUCUCACCGCUCAGCUCUGCUCCGUAUCCUCCACCUCUGUGUCAACCCUCCACCUUUGUAUUUUAUACUCAGCAUGUACUAACAGUUCCUGUAUGAUUAUUGUCUCUGUUUUUUUAUAGUAUUAAUGAUGCACAUGUUAACACUGUUGAUUUGCAAUUAAAUACUUGUCACCUUCUCA